AUUCCCCAAAAUAAACACCAACGAAGGUUUUUGGACUUGUUCAACCAAAAGUGAUAAACCCUACGCCGAUCACGAAAAUGGCCUCCACCGCCGUGAGAUCGAUUUCCCGAUCAUGUUCCGCCGCUAGGUCUGCGUUUCGUGUCGCCUCGGAAGGCAAAUCGGCUCGCUCAUCACUAUUCCGCAUUGCCUCCAAUAAACCUCUCUCGCAAUCCCAAUCCACUCUCAGGUUACCUGUUGAAUUGAGUUCCUGUGUGGUAUCUAUGCUGCCGUAUCAUACUGCAACUGCUUCUGCGCUCAUGAAUUCCAUGCUCUCCAUUUCCAACCGCUCUUACGCUCGGCUUCCUGAAGAUCUGUGAACUCCCCUAAACGCAGCUUUGGUUUGCAGCAAAAUGAUUGUCACUUUCAUUUGCGAAGUUUAUGCCCGCUUUCGGUAUGGGAGCCGGUCUGCCAUCAGUUGUCCUCAGAGUUGAGCAGUUUCCUCAUAAGUUAUCAUCUCUAUCAUGCACAAUAUUAUGUUUCAUACUUAAGAAUAAACUAAUUUUUGUUUCCUUUUAGUUUCCAAAUUCUAUGAAGUUACCUGAUUGAUAAGUAUAUUUUUAUGUAAUCACUCCGGGUCCUUAAUAUAAGAAUCAAUUUGGUGGUUUAA
This is a messenger RNA of Lotus japonicus, 646 nucleotides long. Its product is annotated as protein NUCLEAR FUSION DEFECTIVE 6, mitochondrial-like. The transcript has 3 exons. The record is from RefSeq and is a predicted model, not a curated record. Gene Ontology annotation, cellular component: mitochondrion. Lineage: Eukaryota; Viridiplantae; Streptophyta; Magnoliopsida; Fabales; Fabaceae. The coding region runs from base 78 to 356 and encodes 92 amino acids.